CGUUAAAAUCUAAAGAAGAAGAAGAAGAAGGGUUAAGCUAGAAAACUGCUGCAUUGUCCCAUUCCUGCUAAUAUUUCAGCAACCAUGUCUUCAGCUCAGCAUCUCAGAGAGUUUAUCAGAGAGAGACUAACUGCUGCUGCCCAAGAAAUCUUCACCGAGGUUGAAAAAACCAUCAUUUGCUACGAGGAAGAGCUCGAUGCUCAGCGCAGGAUGAUGGGGAUCAACUGGAAACCAGAAAUUAAGCUACACAGAGUCGGUUCGGAGCUGCAGAGACAAAGUUCUGACCUCCAACAGCCAAGUGUCUCCAAUGAGGAGGAAGCUUCUCCCAUCCAACAAGUCUGUAGCCUGGCAAGUAGGUCCAGUCAGGACCAGAAAGAAGAAGAACAUCAGUGGACUGAAGAGGUACAGAUGGAACCAGAAACAAAAUUGAUUAAAGAAGAAGAGGAGGAACCAGAACCUGCACUGCUCAAACAUGAGCAAAUAGAAUAUCCACUAACAAAUGUAAAAAAAGAGGAACUAGAUUCUUCAGUGUUUCAACAUGAACAGGAGCCACCAGAACAUUUACUAACUGGACAGGACCAGAAGAACCUCAGCAGCAAUCAGGAGGGAGAGCAGCUUGUCCAGAAGCAGUUUGCUGCUUUGAUUGAGACUUCUACUCUUCAGGAAGAUGAUAUGAAUGAAGACGAGACAAAAACAGAGCAGUUUUCCCUUCAUAUCUCUCCAGUGGUUGAGAGCAAAGAUCAGGAAGGAAGCAGCUCCUCUGAGUCAGAGAGUCAGUCUGAUACCAGUACAAAGAAAAGAUCUUUCAAAUGUGACAUUUGUGGGAGAUGUUACACACGACAGUGGUACUUGAAAAACCAUUACAAAACCCACACUGGUGAGAGACUUUUUUCAUGUGAAACAUGCGGAAAAAGUUUCUCACAACUUAGUAAUUUAAAAGUCCACAAUAAAAUUCAUACAGGUGAGAGACCUUUUUCAUGCGAAUCAUGCAGAAAAACUUUCAAACGAAUUGGUGAUUUGAGAGUCCACAAGAGAAUUCAUACAGGUGAGAGGCCUUUUUCAUGCAAAUCAUGCGGAAAGUGUUUUUCUCAAAUUGGUCAUUUAAUUGCCCACAAGAAAACUCAUGCAGGUGAGAAGCCUUUUUCAUGCGAAUUUUGCAGAAAACGCUUCUCACAAAAUGGUAGUUUAAAUGACCACAAGAACAUUCAUACAGGUGAGAGACCUUUUUCAUCAUGACAAUCCCGUGGAAAAAGCUUCUCUCAAAGGAAUAAUUUGAGGAUUCAAAUGAAAACUCUUACAGGUCAAAGGCCGUUUUGAAGCCAAACUUGUGGAAAAGUUUUCUCAGAAAUUGAUCAUUUAGAUAAACUCAGGAGAACCCACAUGGGUCAGAUGUGGUUUUCCACAUGAAAUAUGGGGUGAAAAAUGUCUUUCAUUAUGGUAAACUGAAUUUCCACAUGAAACAAAUAUAUAACAAGUACAUAAGAAUGGUGGAGCUGGAAUUGCCUAGUCCAGAACUCUCCAACCCAGUUGCUCAACAUUAAAUGUCCUGCAGGUUUUAGAUUCAUCCCUGUUCCUAGGGGCGCUGCCAGACUUCUGGGCCCUAUGUCAAAAAAUAAAAAAUGUUUAUACUGCGCAGUUGUUGUCACAAUACUUACUGCUAGUGUGGAGCGAGAAAAAUUAACAAAGUCCAAACCUUGUUAAAGAGAAAGAACAAAACACAGCUUUAUUUUACAUCUGCACAGAUGGAGAACUCCGAAGAGAUCUAACUAGACAAAGGAAUCACCUCUCUAUAUAAACUGUAUACUGUCCUUCUCCCACAGACAGAGUAUCAUCAACAAAACUCAUACAGGUGAGAGGCCUUUUUCAUGUGAAUUUUUAACCAAGGAGCUAAUCAGAUUAAUACACACGCAGAGAAAAAUGCAACUUUCAGUUAAAAAUGGGUUUCAGACAGAAUAUUCUGUGCCUAAUAAUAAUCUCUCCGCCGUCGGUCUGGUCUUGUCCCUCCGCAAGGUAUGACAACUAUUUACUUAUCGCCUGUUGCUAAGCUUCUGACACACUGAGGCAAACUGUGAAGGCUAAAAAGAGAAACAAUGACUCUGUAAGACUGAGUGAGACAUAAUAAACUGAUUAAACAUUGUAAGAUUAAUAUUAAA
Messenger RNA from Xiphophorus hellerii (green swordtail), 2153 nucleotides. RefSeq names its product zinc finger protein 32-like. Gene Ontology annotation, cellular component: nucleus. Gene Ontology annotation, molecular function: RNA polymerase II cis-regulatory region sequence-specific DNA binding; DNA-binding transcription factor activity, RNA polymerase II-specific. The coding region runs from base 85 to 1236 and encodes 383 amino acids. Gene Ontology annotation, biological process: regulation of transcription by RNA polymerase II; embryo development. NCBI's taxonomy places the organism in Eukaryota, Metazoa, Chordata, Actinopteri, Cyprinodontiformes, Poeciliidae. The transcript has 3 exons. The record is from RefSeq and is a predicted model, not a curated record.